Molecule: messenger RNA, 732 nt
Organism: Dioscorea cayenensis subsp. rotundata (Guinea yam)
Lineage: Eukaryota; Viridiplantae; Streptophyta; Magnoliopsida; Dioscoreales; Dioscoreaceae
Exons: 5
Coding region: 130-651 (173 amino acids)
Source: RefSeq, a predicted model, not a curated record
ACUUAUGUGAAGAAUUGUUAUGAAGAUUCACAAAUUAGUGAGCAAAAAGUGCGGUAUAAUAAAUUGUGCUCGCAUUUUUCUAAGGCUGCUGAAAUUGGAGUAGAAUCCAUUGAAAAAUAUAGUUUCUUGAUGAAGUGUGUGGAUGAUGCAAUAGAGAAGCUCAUGGAUAAUGCAAAUUAUUUGGAGAGUCACUCUAACCAAGUUAUGCCACCAAUGUUGUUGGAAAAGGAUCAUGAUCACCACCAAGCAACAUCUUCAAAGUUCCUAACUCCUUUAAAAGUGCGUAGUAAAGGCCGGCCACCAUCGAAGAGGAAGAAGUCAAAAGUUGAAGAGAUGAUCAUUAGAAAUAAAAAAAAGAAAACUCAAGCAACGGGAAAUGUACAAAUGCAAAAUGAUACACAAAUUGAAAUUCACACUCAAGAAAGUGUGGUGACUUCCAAUUUUUUCCCAAAUGUGAUGAAUGUGGAUGUCUAUGGCUUCAAUUGGCAAAAUGCAGGAAAUUAUAGUUCAUCACAGGGUCAACCAUCAAACUAUUCGACACCUAUUGAUAGUGCAGAGAUGCUUGCAAAUGAAAUUAGAACAUCUACUUCAAUAGGUCAUGAAUCAAAUUCAAUUUCUUGGGCCAAUAUCCAUUUUAAUUCAGGGAAAUAACAAUGGCAAUUGUGUGAGGAUGUUCUAGAUGACCUUUGAUUUGUGUGAGGAUGUUUUCAUUUUGCAGAUGGGCUUGUGUUG